Durusdinium trenchii is the source of this 1849-nucleotide messenger RNA. NCBI's taxonomy places the organism in Eukaryota, Dinophyceae, Suessiales, Symbiodiniaceae. The record is from the annotation of a GenBank genome assembly.
GUGCCUUCAGCCAAAGGACGCUCAAAUCUGGAGAUAUUCCACUCACUUGGCGCCGCCAUGUGGGCGGAUCACUUACACAUGGUGGUCAGACGCUGGAAACCGCAGGGAGUGGCCAGAUGGCAAGCGAGUCUAUGGCCUUCAUCCUCCUCGAGGUCCAGACGAUUCGCUUCAGAGACCACCCUCGUCGCUACUGAAGGCAUAGAAGCUUUUGACAACCUUUUGGCGGAGCAGGGCGCCGUGGCGGCGGCCCAGUGGGCCUUGGAUCAGCGGAGAAGUUACAAGGAAAACAAGGUUGCUUGGGAUCCACUGCUGAAGAGGAUGGCAGGCCCGGACCAAGAAGAGAGACCUUUUGGAUACUUGAAAAAGAUGAAGAUGAAGGAGCUUCUGCAAUUUGUGAAGAUCUUAGCAGGUGAGGCACAGGUCACGCAGUCCUCCUUUUGGGACAACGUGACGCAGGGGACCUCGGAGAUCUAUACCCGCAAUGUGGAAGACCUGGAGGCGCGAAGACACCUGGAGGGUAGCCUGGAGCUGGCUCGGCUCUAUGCGACGAUUAGCGCUUGGCACAAAGAGGUCUUCCAGGCGGUCUUCGAGAAUGUGGUCGACAGUGGACCUCCAAAUUUUCAUCCGAUGCGCGAGAUGAGAUACGGAGAGAUUCAUUGUAUGGAGCCCGAGCAGUUGGUGCACUUGCUGAGGAUUUUCAGCCAAGCAGGUGCUGCAUCCGUGCAGCUCAGUGGCCUGGCGACCAAAGCCUUCAAUGAAGCGCGCCAGCGGCUUGAGGAAGAGGAUCCCGAGACUGAGUGGAACGAUUUCAGUACGCAGCAGAUGCUUUCCAUCAUUGAUAGCAUGGCCCGGUUCUCUGCGCAGAACAACGAGAAGGUCUUGAGAAAGUUUGGGCGAGCCAGGCUUCAUCCGGGCUUGAUGGAGCUGCCGCCCAUUGAUGUGGCGAAGUUGUGUAGCGCAUAUUCCAUGUUGAACUUCCAACACCACACAGUCUUUCGACAGGUGGUGCUGGCUAUCUUCGAAGAGCAAGAAGAGGUUCAACAAAACCGAGUGCUUGGUUUGACGGCGCCCGGAACGCAGGAAGAUUUGAGAUUUGGCUCGGCCGAGAUGGCCUUGGUCUUGGAUGCGAUGCUCGUCUUGCGCUUGUACCGUGGGAACAACCCGUGGUUCAAUUGGGGCGAGCGGUUUCAAGAGCUCCUGGACAUCUUCAUGCGCCGCUUGGAGACCAGCACCGACCUGGAGACCAUGGCAGCCAGGCCUCUUGCAGCGGGGGCCUAUGCUUUGGGCCGCGCCAAGCGCGGCUCUGAGACGCUUUGCCAGAAGAUGAUGGCUCGAAUGAUGACAUUGUUGGAGAAGGAUAACGGUGAUCCGGACGGGAGAAUGCCAGCAGAAGCCUUUCCUUCAGCUCCACAGGAGCACCUGGAGCGCUUCAUCUUUGGCAUCACCAUGAUGGGUCCGUCCAAGCGCAAGGAGUUUCUGGAGACCGAAUGGCUCAGAGAUUGGAUGUGCAACAACUAUUGGAAGCUCAGUCUGCACAACAUCGUUCGCAUCAAUCGCUACUUGGUGCAGAUUCGAAGCUUCGACAAGGCCUACCUGGAGAUCUUCGUGGAGUUCUUCUGCGAGAACAUGGACCAGCUCACCAAGUCCGAUGUGAUGGACCUCACGCACACCUACAACCACGCGAGGUUGGGCGAGGAGGAUUUGGAGCUUGGACGACAUUUCUUCUGGGCGCUCGGGAGACAAUUCCAGCAGCAGCACGUGCACCGUGUGGCGGAACGCACGAGACGAAGACGCCCAGCGUUGGAACGCAUUGGUUGAAGCCCUGGACCGAAAGCACAAAGCAUGCGCC